Molecule: messenger RNA, 1254 nt
Organism: Cryptomeria japonica (Japanese cedar)
Lineage: Eukaryota; Viridiplantae; Streptophyta; Pinopsida; Cupressales; Cupressaceae
Exons: 4
Coding region: 340-1254 (304 amino acids)
Molecular function (GO): catalytic activity
Source: RefSeq, a predicted model, not a curated record
CUUAGUUGACAUCCAAGGACAUGGCAAAUUUGCAUAGAAAGACAGAUUUCAUGGUCUAGUUUCUGUGGCUUCAGUAACCUUUGAAUUGGAAAUAAAAGAUUUAUCAGUUCUGUGGAGCAUGUUCAUUGUUUAAGCUCUCUCACUGUGUAAAAAAAUUCAUCCUACGUUCUGAUUAAGUAAGUUGAGAUAAGGACCAGAACCCUUUACAUAACAGCCAUCAGACAGAGAACAGGGAUCUAGCGACCAAUAAGACGACCAAAAACUAAAGACCAGACGCAUCCAAGAAACCACCCACUAGACAGAUAUUUAGAGAGCCAAAUUUGUGAAUAUAUAUUAACAAUGUGUGGAUGUGGAGUAAACUUUGUGGAAUUACAGAUGCCCCUGCUGGAAAUGAUAUUAAAAUGGGGAGGAGUGGAACCUAAGCUGGUUGAAAUUGAAGAAGGAACCACUAUGAGCUGUUGGGUUCCUAUAGAAAGUGGCACUAAGCCUGCAUUGGUUUUGGUACAUGGCUUUGCUGCAGAAGGAGUAAUACAAUGGCAAUUUCAGAUUGGUAAGCUGAGCAAGGACUACUCUGUUUAUGUACCUGACUUGCUCUUUUUUGGGAAGUCUACAACUGUGAGCCAGCAGAGAUCUGAGACCUUUCAGGCAGAGUGUUUGAUGAAGCUGUUGAAAAAGUUGAAAGUGGAGAAAUGUGCCAUGGUGGGUUUCAGCUAUGGAGGGAUGGUGGUCUUUAAAAUGGCAGAAAUGUAUCCAGAACUUGUUACUUGUCUGGUUAUCACUGGAUCUGUGAUUGCCAUGACUGAUUCAAUUGGCCAGGCUACUCUCAACAGGCUUGGAUUUUCAAGAUCAUCAGAGCUUCUACUUCCCACUACAGUUAAAGGCCUUAAAGCAUUGUUCUGUCUGGCAUGUUACAAGAAACUCUGGUUCCCAGAUUUUCUCUUCAGAGACUUUCUAGAGGUCAUGUUUAAUAAUAGGGAGGAGAGAGGAGAGCUUCUAGAUGCUCUAAUUGAAUGUAGCCAAGAGGCCCAAGUUCCAUCCCUUAAUCAGAAAAUUCUACUCUUGUGGGGCAAUAAUGAUGAGAUUUUCAAUCUUGAAGUGGCCAAUCAAAUGAGAGAGAAAUUGGGUGAGAACAUAGAGUUUGUAGGAAUUGAAAAAGCAGGGCAUUUAGUUCAUAUGGAAAGGCCUUGUGUAUAUACUAGACAUCUCUUGGAAUUUCUAAGGAAAAACUAUUCGAAUGAAAAUUUAAGCAUCUAG